UAAGUAAUAACACAACACAUUCGUCUGGAAACAGAGAUUUGGAACGAAAGAAGGAGAAGAUGAAGAAGGAAGACACAGUGAAGCUGAUCAGUGCGGAGGGUUUCGAAUUCAUCGUCGAUAAGGAAGCUGCUAUGGUUUCCCAGACCAUUCACAACAUGCUCACCUCUCCAGGGAGUUUCUCUGAAAGGGAGCGCGGUCAAGUCACAUUUCCUGAAAUCAGCACCGCCAUUCUCGAAAAGAUUUGCCAGUAUUUCUAUUGGCAUCUUCAAUUUGCUAAUGGGAAGGAGACAGAGUUUCCUAUUGAACCUGAACUGACUCUGGAGCUAAUGAUGGCUGCCAAUUACCUGCAUACUUGAGCAUUUUAACUUCCAUAAGGGUAAUGAAGAAGGAACUGUUGCUUUGUUAGGCUUUCAAGAAAUAUAAUCUAGUGUCAUUGUAACCUGUAUCCUAACAUUGACAAAGUAUACAUGUAAGCUGUGUAACCUGUAUCCUUUCUGUUUCUCUGGUUGUUUGGUUCUGCCGGUCAUACUUUGUGAAAAUUGACAGAUUCAAAAGAGAAGAUAAACUCAUGUUUCUUUCUUAUUAAAAAAGAAUAUGCUAAUUCAAAGUGAA
Messenger RNA from Lotus japonicus, 612 nucleotides. RefSeq lists its product as uncharacterized. The transcript has 4 exons. The record is from RefSeq and is a predicted model, not a curated record. Gene Ontology annotation, molecular function: protein-macromolecule adaptor activity. The coding region runs from base 60 to 356 and encodes 98 amino acids. Gene Ontology annotation, biological process: ubiquitin-dependent protein catabolic process. Gene Ontology annotation, cellular component: elongin complex. NCBI's taxonomy places the organism in Eukaryota, Viridiplantae, Streptophyta, Magnoliopsida, Fabales, Fabaceae.